This is a messenger RNA of Suillus paluster, 900 nucleotides long. RefSeq lists its product as uncharacterized. The transcript is spliced from 3 exons. The coding region runs from base 259 to 768 and encodes 169 amino acids. The record is from RefSeq and is a predicted model, not a curated record. Lineage: Eukaryota; Fungi; Basidiomycota; Agaricomycetes; Boletales; Suillaceae.
GCCUCAUUGAACCACAACAUUGGAAUUUGAAAUUUGACCUCUCGAGCCACAACAACUGCAUAAAUUUGUUUCAAAAUAAUUUUGCCCCAUACAUAGACAUCUGGUUGAGGUCUUCAUACGUUUUGAAGAAAAAAAGUGAGCUGUUCGAGGAAGGCAUCAACAACAGUACUGUACGUCACAUCGCCUCACGUAACUCCGAUACGUGCCUCCAUCAAUAUUUGGACAUUCUCAAAGGUUCCAAAAGGCACUCAACAAGCCAUGCAAGGCAAGCGCCCAAGAGUGGCCAAAAAAGCGAUUGCCAACACUAAUGAGGGUGCUGAGAGCAAGUCUACUGACGCAACUGUAAAUGGAAGUAACAAAGAAUCCACGCAGGAGAGUGCCAUAACGACGAACACAUUCUACGAGCCUACUGUGCUCCCAGAUUACGGAGGAGACCUGUUUCAGCAUGUCAACGCCAAACUCCGUCAGCUCGAUAUCAGGAAUGUGGAGAAUAUCUUGAUCCCACCUCAGGAGUGGUACAUUAACCUCAAGCACGGCACUCUCGUCAUGAUCAGGGCGACUCUGCAUGCUUUCAAUUGGAAGGAACGCCGGAUUUACCAACUAAACGCACACACUAUUCGCGUUAUGGAUCCCUCCAAGUUAGAGGUUGAGCCAUUUAGCUCUCAACCCAACGGAUUUGAUUAUGACGGAAGCGCUUCAUCCUCCAAAUCACGGGCUGCAGACGCCAUGGCUGGUGUCCAAUUGGGCAAAAGGACGAGGGAAGCUUGAACAGCAGAACACGGUUUCUCUGAGGUUUAGGCGAUCAGGUAACAUUGUAAGAUAAAUUAUGCGAUGAGGUUGUAUGUAUUAUUAGCGGCUGGCAAAUGCAGAGUUCGAGACUGAGUGGCAACGUUCAUUAAU